AUGCAUCAUUGCACGUUAUUUCUUAUUCAAAUACUAUAUUGUAUCAGUUUGGCCGUUUGUUCAAAUGAUAGUAAUAAAUUGGUUGAGCGAAUACAGUUCACCCAUUCAUUAUUUUCCGGUGAAGGGCCGACUAAUAAUGUAUUAGAACAGUAUAAUUCGAUGGUUAAGGACUUAGAAAGCCAGUUGACUAUUGAACAAUCGGACUUGAAGGACCAUUUGCCCCAACUUUAUUUCAGAAAGGCUUUAAUCGAAAUCAAUUUACAUAAAGAAAGUUUGGCAAUUCAAGAUCUUAAGAGAUGCUUGGAUUUAGACCCGGUAUUGAAACCGGCGAGAACUAAGUUGAUUGAUAUACUAUUGGAAAAAGGUGACUUUAGUACUUUGACAAGCUAUAUAACGAAAGAAGAUCAGGAAGUUGGCAAAAAGAUCGAGUUGGUUAAAACGGCAUUUGCUAACGCCGAAAAAGCGUACAACAAAAAGGAUUUUGCACAGUGUGCUCUGGAAUUGGAAAAUACGGUUAUACCCAUCACGCCUUCUAGCCCUAAUGCAUACCAACUUCACUUAAAGUGUAUUGCGGAGAUUUACAGUAAACUUGACGUAACAGAGAGCCAACAGCUGCCAUCUAAGCUGAUUAUAAAUGAUUUGAAUAAAUUAAUAAACCUUCAGCCAAUGAGUACAUUACUGUGGUAUGAGUCUAUGGCAAACUACUUGUUAUUCACCGAAGUCCAAUUUGAAAAGUCGUGGUUAUUUGUGAAGAAUUGCUUAAAGAUUGAUAACGAUUUCAAAGGUUGCGGUCAGAUUUCUAAGUUUUACGUUAAGUUCCAAAAGUUUUUGAGUGUUUUAGAGGAAUAUUCUAUUAACAAUGGUCAUUACUACUUAGUGAAUGAUAAUAACAACCAGAAUAAUCAAAACAUUAAUGAAGAUUUGAAUAAAGACGUUGAUUUCAAGUUUGUCAAUGAUUUCCUUCUCCAUGAUGAAGUCAAGGUUUCGAAAAUAGAAAAGAAGAAACUUCCUUCUUACAUUAAAAAUAAUUAUGAUUACUUGUUAUCUAAAGCGGCUGCCUUCGUACAAACUGAAUUAGUGAAUGAUAAGGCAUUUAAAACCUUGAGCUUUAAAAUCGAUUUGGAUAGAAUUUUAUGUGAAUCAUUUAUUCAAUUAAAUGACUUCAAGAAGGCUGUAUCGUAUUGCUCCAAAAUUGAGGAUACCGAAAGUCCAUUUUUGCCAAAGUACAUACCUGAAAUCGACCAAUUACUCGCCAAAAACAAAUACGACGAAGCCAAACGUCUAUUGGAAGGCUUUAAUGCAAAUGUCAGACGCUCAAAAUUAUUUAGAGAUCGUUAUGAAGUUAUAGAGAGGUAUAUCAACCAGCAGCGUCAACAACAACAACAAAGACAAAGGCAGCAGCAGCAACAACAACAGAGACAAUGGCAACAAAGACAGCAACAACAACGUCAAAGAGCUCCUCCAAAUCGUAAGCCAUCUACUGACUACUACAAAAUCCUUGAUAUUUCUCGUGAUGCAGAUGAAAGAACCAUCAAAAAGGCAUACAGAACUCAAACAUUAAAAUACCACCCUGAUAAGUAUAAGGGUAACGAUUUGACACCAGAGCAGAUCGAAAACAAGAUGCAAGAUAUCAACCAAGCCUACGAAGUAUUGGCUGAUAAAGAGUUACGAGAACGUUAUGAUAGAGGUGACGAUCCUAAUGAUCCAUUAGGUGGUCAAAGGCAACAACAACAACCAUUUGGAGGUUCCCGUCCUUUCGGUGGAGGUGGCGGACAACAAUUCCAGUUUAAUUUUGGCCAAAAUGAUUUCAUGAAGCAAUUCAUGAAACAGAAAGGUGGUUCAGGUGGCUUCGGUGGUUUUGGUUUCGGCGGUCAGAACCAACGUACAUAUGUAAAAAAGAAUGCAAAGAAGAAUAAAUAG
Debaryomyces tyrocola is the source of this 1920-nucleotide messenger RNA. Lineage: Eukaryota; Fungi; Ascomycota; Pichiomycetes; Serinales; Debaryomycetaceae. The record is from the annotation of a GenBank genome assembly.